This is a messenger RNA of Aspergillus heteromorphus CBS 117.55, 1115 nucleotides long. Its product is annotated as rRNA-processing protein RRP15. NCBI's taxonomy places the organism in Eukaryota, Fungi, Ascomycota, Eurotiomycetes, Eurotiales, Aspergillaceae. Bases 42 to 926 code for a protein of 294 amino acids. Gene Ontology annotation, biological process: maturation of 5.8S rRNA; maturation of LSU-rRNA. The record is from RefSeq and is a predicted model, not a curated record. The transcript has a single exon. Gene Ontology annotation, cellular component: preribosome, large subunit precursor.
CCCCCAUCUCUCCGCCCGAAUUUUUACCAUUCACAUUCACCAUGCCUCCUCCCCACAUCAAAAAGCGCAAGGUCCUCGAGUCGCUGCAGGCCGGCCCCAAGAAGAAGUUCAGGAAGCAGCGCGCAUACCACAGCAGCUCCGAGGACUCGGGCGACGAUGAGCCCUCCGAUUUUAAGGCGGUCGACCUCGCCGACUCCGACGACGAGGAGGUCCAGGUGAAGAAGCCCAAGAAGCAGACCAAGUCCAUUGGGGAGUCGACGAAAAAGACCAAGACCAAGACCAAGCCCGCGGAAGAGGAUGUCUCCGACAACGACGACGACGACGAGGAAGCCGAUGAUGACGACUACGAGGACGAGGAUGGGGACAUCGAACUGGAUUCCGAGGCCUCCGACCUCUCCGACGACGACUCUGACACCUCUAAGCCCACCGACCGCAAAGCCGUGUCCAAGCGCAAUGACCCCACGGCCUUCUCCACCUCCAUCGCGAAGAUUCUGUCGACCAAACUUCCGACAUCCGUCCGACACGACCCCGUACUGUCGCGCAGCAAGCAGGCGGCCCAGAAGAGCACCGACGUAGCGGAGGAGAAGCUGGACCGGCAGGCGCGGGCCAAGCUGCGCGCGGAGAAGCGGGAGGAGCUGGACCGGGGUCGCAUCCGCGAUGUGAUGGGCCUCCGGCGCGGGCAGGCCGGUGCGGUGGCCGAGGAGGAGAAGCGGCUGCGCAAGAUCGCCCAGCGUGGUGUCGUCAAGCUGUUCAACGCCGUCCGCGCGGCUCAGGUCCGGGGUGAGGAGGCCGCCAAGCAGGAGCGCAAGAAGGGCACCAUCGGCAUCGGCGAGCGUGAGAAGGCCGUGAACGAGGUCAGCAAGCAGGGCUUCCUGGAUCUGAUCAGCGGCAAGAAGGGCAAGCCGCUGCAGAUCGAGGAGGCGUAAGGCCGGACGGAGGGGGGAUUUACGCGCGCGGUGUGGUGAGACAGACCUGGCAUACCUGGCGUUGGGGGGGGGUUUUCGAAAUGUUUCUUUCUUUCUUUUCGUGUUUAAGUGUUUGGAUUAAAAGUGAUAUGCUAUGUACAGGUACUUUCAUGCCAAAUGUGAAUGGAGAUCGGAAUACCCAAUAGAAAC